GUAAGUUAUUCUGGCUUAAGGUUGUGGGUUUGCCAGGUAUUAGUGGUAAGAGUAGCCAAACUCCCCUUAAACUUUCUUUCAUAAAAAAUAAAAAAAAAUAAAAAAAAUAGUGAUUUUUGUAAACAAAAAAAAAGUAGUGAUUUUUGUGGAUUUUUAGAAUGAAGAUUCAAGACUCAAACCCUUACUUAUAAUUGACCCCCAAAAAAAUUCUUUAAAAAAAAACCCUUACUCAUAAAAUAAAAAUAAAUAAUAAAUAAACGAGACCCAAACCCUUACUAAGCUCCCGCUCCCACAGUGUGUCUGGUGCUGCCUCUCAUCCUCUUCAUCGUCUCAUAUCUCCCAACUUCCAAAGGUAGGCAACCGAUCAGCUCCUUUUCCGUUAAACCUACAAUUGGAAGAUCAGCAGAGAGGCAAAGUUUAGCUUUUUAGGGUUUUUUAGUAGAGCUUCAUCAUCCAAUUGAAGAACUGAACAGAGCCAAAUAAGAUGUCAGGGAGGAAAGAAACAGUCUUGGACCUGGCCAAGUUUGUGGACAAAGGUGUCCAAGUCAAGCUCACUGGUGGUAGACAAGUAACAGGGACUCUAAAAGGAUAUGACCAGUUGUUAAACCUUGUCCUAGACGAAGCAGUAGAGUUUCUAAGAGAUUCUGAUGAUCCAUUGAAGACUACGGACCAGACCAGGCGCCUUGGCCUAAUAGUUUGUAGGGGAACUGCUGUAAUGCUUGUGUCGCCAACAGAUGGUACAGAUGAGAUUGCGAACCCUUUUAGCCAGCCUGAUGGGGCCUAAAACGGAGAACUUGCUUUGCCUCUCCUCACAACACAGUUUUUAAGAAACCAUGAUGGGGUGAUUGUGGGGACCUUGGUCUUUAAAUACCAUGGACAUUUGAUUAUCAACUAAUGUAAAACAUUAAAAUGUUUGUUACUCUCUGUUCGGUUUAGAUUCUAGUAGUAAAUCUGUUCUAGGAAUUGGAUGCUUCUAAAAAUGAAACUCAUUGUCUUUUGGGUGUCAUCCUGCAAUGUAGUUAUGUAACAUUGUAAAAUUUGAAUCCUACCUGAGUUUCAUACAAUUCUAGUAGGAUUUUCUUUGUUGCUUCAUUUGUUUUCA
Messenger RNA from Prunus persica (peach), 1102 nucleotides. Its product is annotated as sm-like protein LSM7. The coding region runs from base 485 to 784 and encodes 99 amino acids. Lineage: Eukaryota; Viridiplantae; Streptophyta; Magnoliopsida; Rosales; Rosaceae. Gene Ontology annotation, biological process: nuclear-transcribed mRNA catabolic process; mRNA splicing, via spliceosome. The transcript has 6 exons. Gene Ontology annotation, cellular component: spliceosomal tri-snRNP complex; catalytic step 2 spliceosome; Lsm1-7-Pat1 complex. The record is from RefSeq and is a predicted model, not a curated record. Gene Ontology annotation, molecular function: RNA binding.